AUGGCGAUCCCCCUGCACUCUCUCAUGAAUGUUCCCUGCGCCUUCGCAAUAUGCUUCCUCGUCUUGCUGUACUUGCGCUCUGUCAUCUCUUGGAGGGCUCGCGCACGCGGCAGGCCGCUCCCUCCCGGGCCCAAGAGGCUCCCCCUCGUCGGGAACUUGUUGAGCAUCCCGCGGUUCAAACCGUGGCUCGGUUUCCGCGAUCUGACUGCGCGAUAUGGUGAAAUCACAUAUCUCGAAGUUCUCGGCCAAUCAAUCCUCGUCCUCGGAAGCCCCAGCGUCAUCUUCGAGCUGCUCGAAAAGCGUUCCGCCAACUCAUCCGACAGGACAGUGUCGCCCCUCAUACAGCUUGCGGGACAAGGCUACAAUUUCGCGUUCAUGCCGUACGGUCAGUACUGGAGGCGCCACCGGCGAGCCUUCUGGCAGCAUUUCCACUCCGGAGUGUCGGAGAGCUACUGGCCUAUACAGCAGGCCUACGCACGCGACUUCCUGGUCAAGCUCCUCGAUAAGCCAACGCAACUCCGCGACCUCAUCCGAUACAACUUCUCUGCUGCUGCGAUGAAGGUCGUGUAUGACGCCGAGAUCGUGGACGAAAAGGACGACCGUAUCGAGAUGAUCGACGUCGGAUUCGCAGGCUUGCGGGAGCUCACCGUCUCCGUGCAGAUGCUGCUCGAGUUCCUGCCUGUCCUCGGACACCUACCUGACUGGAUGCCUGGCUCGGGCUUCGCCCGAACCCUGACAAGGUCGCAGGCGCCGAGUGACCAUCUAGUUCACGUCGAGUUUAACACGGCGAGGACUAAUGUGGAGCAGGGAGCGAAAGGCGCAUUCCUUGUCUCGGAGUUGCUUGCUAGACUUGGGCAAACCACGCAGACCAAGGAGGUCUUGGAGGAAGACGAGCUAAUCUCAAAAAAUGUCGCCGCCGUGGCCGUGGAAGGUGGCUCCGAUACGACCUUUUCCACGGUGGAAGGGCUCUUCCUCGCUCUCUCACACCACCCAGAAGUGCAGAAGAAGGCGCAAGCCGAGUUAGACACAGUCGUAGGCCCGCACCGCUUGCCCGAAUUCAGCGACCGCGACUCGCUCGUCUACAUCAACGCCAUUGUCAAAGAAGCAUUGCGUUGGCACAAUGUUCUCCCGCUCGGUGUUGGGCACAGGACUGUGGAGGAUGACGAGUUCCACGGCUACUUCAUUCCCGCCGGCACGACAGUCAUCGGGGGCGUAUGGGGCUGCGCGCACGACCCGGCGAUUUAUCCUGACCCGGACACGUUCAACCCAGAUCGUUUCAUCAAGGAUGGGCAGUUGGACCCUAAUGUUCUGGAUCCCGCCUCUCUAGUCUUCGGAUGGGGCCGACGGAUCUGUCCCGGAAGAUUUUUCGCCGACGCUGCGCUCUUCAUCACUGUCGCCUCGCUGCUGCACACCUUCGAGAUCACUCCGCCUCUCGACGCCUACGGGAACCCCAUAAGGAUCGAAUUGAAUGCGUCCCACGGAUUCCUCUCAUAUCCAGUAGAUUCCCGAUGCACCGUGAAACCUCGGUCGCCGGAAGCUGCUGCAUUGCUGAAGACUUCUCAUGCGCAGGAGAUCUCGGAGGAGGCCGUGUAA
Messenger RNA from Trametes versicolor FP-101664 SS1, 1593 nucleotides. RefSeq names its product cytochrome P450. The coding region runs from base 1 to 1593 and encodes 530 amino acids. The transcript has 10 exons. Lineage: Eukaryota; Fungi; Basidiomycota; Agaricomycetes; Polyporales; Polyporaceae. Gene Ontology annotation, molecular function: heme binding; oxidoreductase activity, acting on paired donors, with incorporation or reduction of molecular oxygen; monooxygenase activity. The record is from RefSeq and is a predicted model, not a curated record.